Molecule: messenger RNA, 480 nt
Organism: Coniosporium apollinis CBS 100218
Lineage: Eukaryota; Fungi; Ascomycota; Dothideomycetes
Exons: 2
Coding region: 1-480 (159 amino acids)
Molecular function (GO): protein binding
Source: RefSeq, a predicted model, not a curated record
AUGGCUGCGGGAAUCGGACAAGUUGUCAAGAAGAGGAAGCUAGACGAACAUCUAUCGGAGGCAAGCGUCGAUGACGCCAAAGACGAGACUUUCCAGUGCUACAUCGAUCAGUUCAAUGAAGGAGUGAACCCUUAUAUGAUCACCUUCAAUAAAGCCCUCGCUUGUCGCAUCUCUCCGUUCUUCGAGGAGGCGUUCCGGAACGGAUCGGACGAGGCCACUAAGGGCGUCUUCAAGUUCGACGGCACCGAUCCCGAAGUUUUCAGGGAUGUCAGCUCCUACAUCAAACGAGGUCAGAUCUUCGAGAACAACCGACGUGGAAAAAUGGGAAGCUGGGAUCACCUUUGCGACCUUUGGAUUCUUGCCGAGAAGCUUCAACUGCCGCGAGUGCAGAAUCUAGUCAUGGAGGCUCUCGCAUCCAAAGCCAACCACACGAAGAUGGACAACUUCACCCGCUCCCACGCCUUGUCGCGUACCUACUAA